AUGAAUCAAAGAAGGACUUUUUCUGAAGAUAAAAAUCAAUCAAACCUUCACACCAGUGGACAGAGGAACAGAAGUAAAGACAAUCUGCUGGUGAAUGCUGAACUUGAUGAUGGAUAUUGUUAUUAUGGACAUUUUCAUAGUGACGGUACCCAUCAGACUCGUCAGAAUCUGGCAAAGAGCAGGAGGCAGGCUACACGUGGGGCAGCCUAUAUGUUCAACGCUCACCCCAACAGCCUGACACCAGUAGAGGAGCGCUUCCUUGAUGCAGCUGAAUAUGGAAACAUUCCUGAGGUGAGACGCAUGCUGGAGGAGAUUCCUGGCCUGGAUGUAAACUGUGUGGAUUAUAUGGGUCAGAAUGCUUUACAGCUGGCCGUAGCAAACGAACACCUCGAAGUUACUGAACUUCUGCUGAAAAAAAACAACCUGUCUCGGGUCGGGGACGCCCUCCUUUUAGCUAUUAGUAAAGGCUACAUCCGAAUUGUGGAGGCCAUCCUGUCCCACAAGGCCUUUGCUGACUCCAGAAGGCUAACGGCUAGCCCACGGGAGGCUGCCAUGCACGACGACUUCUUUGCAUAUGAUGAAGACGGGACUCGAUUUUCUCAUGACGUUACGCCAAUCAUCCUGGCAUCUCACUGCCAUGAAUAUGAGAUCGUGCACAUCCUGUUGGUGAGGGGUGCUCGUAUCGAUCAGCCUCAUGACUACUUCUGUGCCUGUGAUACCUGCAAUUAUCAUCAGAAGUACGACUCCUUCAGUCACUCCUGCUCACGAAUCAAUGCCUACCGAGGUCUGGCCAGUCCAGCUUACCUCUGUCUGUCCAAUGAGGAUCCAGUACUGGCUGCGUUAGAGCUCAGCAAUGAACUCGCCUGUCUGGCAAACAUUGAGAAGGAAUUUAAGAAUGAUUACAGGAAACUCUCCAUGCAAUGCAAAGACUUUGUAGUUGGACUUCUGGAUCUGUGUCGAAACACUGAGGAAGUGGAAGCCAUUUUGAACGGAGAGGAGGACGAGACGUGUGAAUUACCCGGGCGGCCAAGUCUCACCCGACUAAAUCUGGCAAUUAAGUAUGAACUAAAAAAGUUUGUUGCACAUCCUAACUGCCAGCAGCAGCUUCUCUCAAUUUGGUACGAGAAUCUACCUGGAUUGAGACAGCAGACCACAGCCAUUAAGUUGUUGGUGGUCUUGGGUGUUGCAGUUGGGUUGCCUAUUUUAUCCAUAGUGUACCUGGUGGCACCAUUUAGUAAGCUGGGAAAGAUCAUGCGAGGCCCGUUCCUCAAGUUUGUGGCUCAUGGAGCAUCUUUCACUAUUUUUCUGUGCUUGCUGGUCUUCAACGCAGCCGAUCGUUUUGACGGAACCAAACUGUUACCAAACAUGACUGUACACGACUACCCGACACAGCUGUUCCGCAUGAAAACCACAACAAUGACCUGGAUGGAGAUGCUCAUUAGCUUCUGGGUUAUAGGGAUGAUCUGGGCAGAGUGCAAAGAGAUUUGGUGUCAGGGUCCUAGAGAGUACCUCCUCGAACCAUGGAACAUGUUGGAUUUUGGAAUGUUAGCCAUUUUUAUAGGCUCAUUUGUCACGAGGAUUAUGGCCUUCUGGCAUGCAUAUGAAGCACAGAGUUAUGUUGAUAAACAUUACACAGAUAUAACAAAUGUAACUUUACCUCGGGAGGUGCAGUACUUUCAACUCGCUCGUAUUUACUGGCUGCCCUCAGAUCCACAGCUCAUAUCAGAAGGACUCUACGCCAUUGCCGUGGUUUUAAGCUUCUCUCGGAUUGCGUACAUCCUCCCAGCCAAUGAAAGCUUCGGACCACUGCAGAUCUCUUUAGGACGAACCGUGAAAGACAUCUUCAAGUUCAUGGUCAUCUUCAUUUUGGUCUUUCUGGCCUUUAUGAUUGGGAUGUUUAACCUCUAUUCGUAUUACCUGGGUGCUAAACAGAAUGAGGCCUUUACCACCAUAGAAGAAAGCUUCAAAACGCUGUUUUGGGCGAUUUUCGGACUCUCAGAGGUGAAAUCUGUGGUGGUAAACAAUGGGCACAAGUUUAUAGAGAACACAGGCUACGUUCUGUAUGGAGUGUACAACGUCACCAUGGUCAUCGUCCUGCUCAACAUGCUCAUUGCCAUGAUCAACAGCUCCUUUCAGGAAAUUGAGGAUGAUGCAGACGUGGAGUGGAAAUUUGCCCGUGCCAAACUCUGGUUCUCCUAUUUUGAGGAAGGCAGGACUCUCCCUGUACCGUUCAACCUGGUGCCCAGUCCAAAGUCUUUGCUCGGGAUGAGCCUAGGGCUGAAGAAACUUCUGCUGAAAGUCAUCCACAAACACAAGAACAUGAUGAAGAGCGAGGCAGAACUCAGUGAGUUAGGAGGCAAAGUCAACAGAUCUACAAGUCAGCGCUAUCAGAAGAUAAUGAAACGUCUGAUCAAGCGCUACAUCAUCAAAGCUCAAGUGGACAAAGAGUUUGAUGAAGUUAAUGAGGGUGAACUAAAGGAAAUAAAGCAGGACAUUUCUAGUUUGCGCUACGAGCUACUGGAGGAAAAGGCGCAUCACAUGGAGAGGAUGGCUCAGCUUAUCAGCAAACUUGAAAAACACGCCUGUUUGAAUAAGGAGUGAGGGUUUAGUGUCAGUGUUGUACAAUGUGAAAUUCUUAUCAG
This is a messenger RNA of Trichomycterus rosablanca, 2642 nucleotides long. RefSeq names its product transient receptor potential cation channel, subfamily C, member 6a (gene trpc6a). Gene Ontology annotation, cellular component: plasma membrane; cation channel complex. The transcript is spliced from 12 exons. The record is from RefSeq and is a predicted model, not a curated record. The coding region runs from base 1 to 2601 and encodes 866 amino acids. Gene Ontology annotation, molecular function: protein binding; store-operated calcium channel activity; inositol 1,4,5 trisphosphate binding. Lineage: Eukaryota; Metazoa; Chordata; Actinopteri; Siluriformes; Trichomycteridae. Gene Ontology annotation, biological process: regulation of cytosolic calcium ion concentration; single fertilization; calcium ion transmembrane transport.